Molecule: messenger RNA, 2827 nt
Organism: Capsicum annuum
Lineage: Eukaryota; Viridiplantae; Streptophyta; Magnoliopsida; Solanales; Solanaceae
Product: putative receptor-like protein kinase At3g47110
Molecular function (GO): protein binding
Source: RefSeq, a predicted model, not a curated record
GGAACUAACCAUUUCACUGGGAUAAUUCCACAAGAAAUUGGAAAUCUUGUUAAUUUGGCAGAGUUAGGCAUGGAGGAUAAUCAGAUUACUGGCUCUGUGCCGAUCUCCAUAUUCAAUAUCUCAUUGCUGCAAACUUUGACACUGGAGCAGAACAAUCUUAGUGGAUUCUUACCACGGGAGAUUGGCAACUUAACCAAGAUGCAAAUUUUAUAUCUUGACGAAAAUAGAUUUACCGGUGAAAUACCCAAAGAGAUAAGAAAUCUCGUUGAGUUGGAGACACUUGAUCUUAUGGUUAAUAGUUUUAGUGGUCGACUUAAUAUGGAGAUCUUCAACAUAUCAGGGCUAAGAAUAAUUUCUCUUACAUUGAACAAUCUAUCAGGAAGCCUCCCACCAAAUAUGUGUUCUAUCAUACCCAAUCUUGAAGAGCUUUAUCUAGAUGGCUUAACCAAUCUUGGUGGGACUAUUCCUCAUUCUAUAUCCAUUUGUUCAAAAAUUAAUAAUCUAGAUCUUGCAGGCAACAAACUCACUGGCUUGAUUCCCAACUCACUUGGAUAUUUGACUCAUCUACAGUAUCUAAAUUUAGGGGGAAACAAUUUAACCCGCGACUCUUCAAUAAGCUUGCUGACUUCCUUAACCAAUUGCAUAAAUUUAACGUUUCUUGAUAUAUCUUUCAACCCUUUAUUUGGCAUGCUUCCAGCCUCCAUGGGGAACCUUUCCACAUUUCUUAAAAAAUUUUAUGCCAACAAUUGCAAAAUCAAAGGGCGAAUUCCAAAAGAGGUUGGGAACUUAAGCAGCUUAUUAUUCCUUGAUCUUUCUUGGAAGAACCUUAUCGGAUCGAUUCCAACAUCAAUUGGCAACUUGAGAGACCUUCAACGGUUCAACUUGAGUCGCAACAAAGUAACAGGAGUUAUUGGAGAUCAUAUAUGUAAAUUGCAGCAUUUGGGUGAAAUUUACUUGGGUCAAAAUCAACUUUUAGGAUCUUUUCCUAAUUGUUUAGGGAAUAUUACUUCCCUUAGGGAGAUGCAUCUGGGUUCCAACAAAUUGAGUUCCAAUAUACCACCAAGCUUAGGGAACCUUCAAGAUCUAGUGGUUCUUGACCUAUCGUCAAAUAACAUGGUAGGUUCUUUACCUCCAGAAAUUGGAAAUCUAAAGGCUGUAACAAAGAUGGAUCUAUCUAUGAAUCUAUUCUCAAAUGGAAUUCCAAGAGAAAUUGGAGGAUUGCCAACUCUGGUGCACCUUUCUUUGAAACACAACAAGUUGCAAGGAUCUAUACCUGACUCAGUGAGCAACAUGGUAGGUUUGGAACUCCUAGACCUUUCUCAUAACAAUAUAUCUGGAAUCAUUCCUAAGUCUCUGGAGAAACUUCAAAACCUGAAGUAUUUCAAUGUUUCUGUCAACAAAUUGUAUGGUGAAAUACCCUCAGAGGGUCCUUUCAAGAACUUCUCGAGUAAGUUUUUCAUCUACAAUGAAGCAUUGUGUGGUUCUUCAAGGUUUAGAGUCCCACCAUGCCCCACUUCAUCAAAGCAUAGAUCUAAUAGGAAAAAAGUACUUGUUCUUUUUCUUUUGCUGGGAAUUGCACUAGUAUUUGUUCCUAGCAUCUUUGUGUUUGUAUGGAUAAGAUAUAGAAGAGGUAAAAGAGCUCCUCAAAAACCGGAUUCUUUGGCUGCCAUAACAAGAGAAAGUCAUACUAUGAACUGCUCCAAGCAACUGAUGCACUUAGCGAGAGUAAUCUGAUUGGUUCCGGGAGUUUUGGCUCUGUUUACAAAGGUGUUCUCAGAAGUGGAGCUGCCGUUGCAGUUAAAGUGUUCAAUCUGCAACUAGAUGUGGCAUUCAAGAGCUUUGCUACGGAAUGUGAAGUUUUAUGCAGCCUUCUCCAUAGGAAUCUCAUAAAAGUCAUUACUAGUUGUUCCAGCCUUGAAUUUAAGGCUUUAGUGCUUGAGUAUAUGCCAAAUGGAAGUCUUGAGAAGUAUUUGUAUUCACACAACUACUUCAUCGAUAUCAGGCAGAGACUAAGCAUAAUGAUAGAUGUGGCAUGUGCAUUGGAAUAUCUCCAUCAUGGGUGUUCGUCGCCUGUAAUUCACUGUGAUCUGAAGCCGAGUAAUGUCUUGCUGGAUGAGGAUAUGGUUGCCCACCUCAGCGACUUUGGCAUUUCAAAACUGCUUGGUGAAGAUCAGGGUGAUUUGUACACUAAAACUUUAGCAACAUUGGGGUAUAUUGCGCCAGGUAUGCCUCUUAGUUUUGCUGAUUAUUCCUUUUCUUUUUUUCCCACCUAGAAAGUAUGUUUCAUCUUUAAAUGGAUUGUUUGACUGUAAAGUAUGGACUGGAAGGACUAGUGUCAACAAAGUGUGACAUCUAUAGUUAUGGGGUCAUGUUGCUGGAAACAUUUACAAGGAGAAAGCCUAAUGAGUUUGAGGGAGAUCUUAGCUUGAAGCAAUGGGUGUGUUAUUCACUUCCAGAUGCUGUAAUGGACGUCGUAGAUGCCAACUUGGUAACCCAAAUGGGUAGUCACUUACAGAUGGAGCUAGAUGUUGUGGCAUCAAUCAUGAAAGUUUCAUUGGAUUGUUGUGCUGAAUCUCUGGCAAGAAGGAAUAACAUGAAAGAUGUUGUAGGGAUGCUACAGAAGAUCAAUAUUCAACUUCUUUCAUGCUGAACUUGUUCUUGGAAUCUGUCGUUUCAAAAUACGUUUUUGUUGCAAAAAUCUGCUGAAUUGUUGGAUUUGUGUGAAGAUUGUUCUUCUUUUUUUUCUUCUGUUUUAGUACUUGAUUUGUGGAUGUUUCUGUUUCAGAAAUGUUAUCUGGUUGCAGUAAAUUUCAUUAUUUCCUCUUAA